This is a messenger RNA of Argiope bruennichi, 2578 nucleotides long. Its product is annotated as zinc finger protein 3 homolog. Gene Ontology annotation, biological process: regulation of transcription by RNA polymerase II. Bases 326 to 1984 code for a protein of 552 amino acids. Gene Ontology annotation, molecular function: RNA polymerase II cis-regulatory region sequence-specific DNA binding; DNA-binding transcription factor activity. NCBI's taxonomy places the organism in Eukaryota, Metazoa, Arthropoda, Arachnida, Araneae, Araneidae. The record is from RefSeq and is a predicted model, not a curated record. The transcript has 3 exons.
CACGAUAAGUACAGGCGUUGUGAUAGUUGUUUUGCCGCGUCUAUUCAACUUUAUUUAUUUUGGUUUUUGAAAAAUUAAUAAUCAAAAUUUUUAUUAAUAUUUCUUCAAAAAUCAUGUGUUUAUACCUUGUGCAUUAGUAUUUUAUUCGAAAACAUUGUAUGGUGCAUUUUUCCAUGGAAUACAAAAAGCGCGCAAACUAAGCCUACCUUGAAAUAACCGCUUCAAAUUGUUCUUUGUAGUGCGCAGUUGAACUUGGUACCUUUCAUGUGUUUUAUCUGAAAAAUAUUGUUCGAGAAAUCAUUUGAGAGCAAUUAGAAAUAAUAAGAUGUUCUUAGAAAGUCAAGGUUUUCCAGAAAGUAAGAUUGUUGAUGAUCGAAUAUCUAGAGCAAUUGACAAUGAUCACACUGCAGCAAUGAAAGCUCCUAUUGAGACUAAAAAGAUCAAGAAGAAAAGUGGUCCUGAUAUGAUCACUGUAUGUAUGCUAUGUCAGAAGGCUUUUAAGAAUCAUAUCAUCUAUCGGAAACAUUUGAGAUUGCAUUCAGAUAAAGCACAGCACCAUUGUCACAUCUGUGGAAAAAAUUUCCUCAAAAAACAUCACCUGCAAUCACAUCUUCAAACUCAUGCAAAACAUCAGUAUCAGUGUCCUUACUGCCACAAGCGUUUCUCACAAAAAGGAAAUCUUAACCAACAUUUAAAAUUUCAUGCAACAAAGAAAGUAUUCAAGUGUACUUUUUGUGACAAAGAUUUCUAUCAGCAGGAACACCUGAAAGCUCAUCUUCGGCAUCAUAAUAAUGAGCGACCAUUUGAAUGUGAACUCUGCCACAAAUCUUUCAACAUAAAGAGUUCGUUGCAACGUCACAUGAAUUGUCACACAGGUGAAAAACCCUUUAUCUGUGAUAUAUGCAACAGAGGAUACACACGCAGGUCGGUUCUUAUGUUGCACAUCCAGCAAGUACAUGAAAACAAAAAGCCUUUUCAGUGUGAUGAAUGCCACUUGUGUUUCUCCCAGAAAGGUAAUCUCCAAGCUCAUUUUCGAAGAAAACAUCUGCAACCAAAAGCCGAUGGGAAACGUGGGAAGGAUAAAGAUGGCAAGAUGAAGCGUAGUAUUAAAAGAUCGCAUUCAAGACCAAAAACUGUUAAAAUAUCUCCUAGUAAGAACUUAACACAGCACAACAAAGAAGAACAAUCUGAAGAGCCAUCCAAAAGUAAAUUGAAUAAAACUAAAAUGGACAAUACUUCACUUCAUAGCUAUGCCAGCAAGGUGAAAGCUAUAGUUAGUCGUGGAGCAAAGGCACAACAAGCAUCUGAAAACCAAAGGAUCGUGAACAAAUUUUCUAAGUCAGCCUUUUCAGAAAAUCCAAAAUACAAGGAACAAAUAAAAGACCAGUCCACUUUAUAUAAUUCGCCAUCAUCCCAAGAUAGUAGCAGUAGUAGCUCUUACAGUUUAUCGGAUGAAGCAGUUGACAUAGGGUGCAGUUCAAGCAGUGGUGAAGACAUUCCAGAAUUAAAUUUUCCUACCAUUCUUGAUAAUCAUGCUGAUAUAGCUUAUGAUAUUAAGACCCUCUCAGAUUUUGAAACCCUUUUGGAUGGUAACAAAGGGUGGGAGGAUUAUUUAAUGUCUGAUUCUGAUAACAUUUUAAGUUCCUCUUUGUCGCAUUAUGAGAUGAGUGAAGUCUUCUCUUCUCCGGUUAAGUCGAACGUUUUGUUAACAAAAAGUACAAACUUUGGAAAUGAUGAUAUAUUUCCCUCUUUAGGCUGGACUGAUGACUGUACUGCUAAUCCAUUAUUUACAGCUGAUGAUUUAGAUGAAAUCAAAGAUAUUUCUAGCAUUUGUGGCAUAAAUUCAAUUCAGCCUGAUGCAGUAAAACUUGAACUCUAUGACCAAGAUAAGCGAUAUCGCAAUAGCCAAAAUUCAAAAGGUGUCAGUCACCUUAAUUUCAAUGUGCAUAAGGGCCAUGUAGCUGGUACAUCUAUGCAGGCAUAAGCUUGCAGCCUACACCUCACAUAGCUGUCAAUCCUUCCUGAUUUCCCAAGAAAAAAAACAUCUUCUAUUUACUUCUGUAGGAAAUAUAGAAAACAUUUAUAAGUUAUAUUUCUGUACUAAAAUUACUACUAAUAGAUAUUUGCUAGGAUUGGAGCAAAAAUGUUGCAUGUGGAGACGGUUUUGUGAUAAUCUAUUUUCAUAAAAGAUGUGUGUAUGUGUAUGUAUGUGAAAACUAUGCAAGAGAAUAAGACCAUGCAUGUAUUUUUAUUUAAGCAUCUUGAUUAAGUGAAGUUGUACAUUUUUUCCCCAGAAUGCACUUUCCCACACAUAAUUUUUCUCAUUUUAUAAUUCUGAAAAUGAGUUUUUCAUCUUACUUAAUUUUUUUUAAGUUCCUAAAUAUAUGUUGUAUCAAAUUUGAAUUUUUUUGGGUUUUCUUAGGUAAGACUUGUCAGCUAUAUGACCCUUGUAUGUAGCACAAUUUGAGUACCUAACACUUUUCCCCCAGUCUUAUUCUAUAAUAAAACAUUCUGUAAUAGCUGUUGUCAUUUCUUUCACAUGUUAAACUGGCAAUCUCUUUAUUAAAUGUUUUUUUUU